AUCGCUUUCCCUUCUUCCCUUCCUCUCACGCGUCUCGCUUUUCCCGUUCUUCCUUUCUUUCUUUCCCAUACCCCGGCGUCCCCGUCGUCUUCUCCAUCUUUUCUUCUUCUCCUCUUCUUAUCUCUUCCAUCCGUCUGUUCUACCCUCCAUCAUCCAUCCUCCUCCCCUCCUCUCUCCUCUUUGCUUUCCCUUCCCUUGUGGCGCUCGUCUCCGCAGCCUCGCAUACGCUUGCGCCGAUCUCUCUUUCUUACUGCUCCUGCGGACCUUGUCCCGUUCUCAUAAGACGUCGCUGCUCGUCGUCUGACUGAUAGGUUAUUGUAUCUUCUCACUUCUAGCUCACUGGACGCAACAGAUCGGACACUGCUUCCCUCAUUCUCCCUUCGGCACCUCACCAGCGAUACCCUGCAUUGAACCAUUACGAUGUGCCCGAUGCUUCUCAACGGCCUCUCCGAUGGCCCUGCCAUGGUCCUCUCCCCGACCCAACAACACGCCUUUGUUCAAUUCCCUCGUCACUUUGACUCGGCGCCGGGCACGAAUUCCGGCUCUCUGUUCGCGAAUGGCUUCAAGUCUCAUACCUCUCCCGGGGCGAGCCCGUCGACUAAGCUGGCCACGUCUGCCCCAAUUGCGGGAAAGCCGUCUCGCAAGAGGUCGCGCGACGAGGCCGCUUUUGAAGAAGCUAUGAACACUCCCAGCGCUCCCGUUCAGGCUGCACCCGCUCCUCCCCCGAAGGAGGAAGAACCUGUCUACGGAGAAGGCAUGGUUCUUCUGAACCCGCGUACAGGGAUGGCUCUGUCCGCAGAAAGCCAGACUGGCACGUGGUACGAAGAGGUUUCCGAGACCACCGCAACGGCAUCCGCCGGUUCUUCUCAACCUCAGGCAGCUGGCUCAUCCAGCCUCGCUGGCCGCAAAUCCCAGCGCCUCGACCCUUCUGCCCCUAGUUAUGACGACAUUGCGCUAUCCUCGAUGCAACGCUUACAAGAUGCAUCUGGAGAUGAUAACCGCCGCAACCUCAAUUCGAACCCAUUUACUUCUGGGGAACCCUUGGUCGAUGAUGCUACUCGCCUUCUCGGUAUCAGUUGGCAGCGCAUCGGUAUGGACGACAACGACAUGGCUGCUGCCGUGCGGGGGUGGAAGAAAUACAUCGACAGACAGUUUUCCAGCUAUCUUUCUGACUGCGAAAUCCUCAUGAAAAACCGAGCCUUGAAUGCCUACCUCGUCACCGCGCGGCCGGUUUCACCCUUCGGGCUUGCAUCUUCUCCCGCUUUCUAUCUAUUUAACGAUGACCUCACCCAGGGCCAACUCGUCAACUCUACCUGGGAGAACACCGUGCACAACCUGCGAUCCACCCCUAUCAUCUUUGAGGGGGCCCAGGUCUUGAAUGCCGCAUCUCGCCCCAUGACUCAAAACCAGGACAAUGUUCUUGGGUCCAAUCCCGCCGACGCAGGAUUGCCUCUAUUGCAAACCAUGAGCGCUCAGCCAGUCGGUGGCGGGUGCGCUGGAUUGAACAAUGGCGUGGGAAUGGGUACGGGGAUGGAGAUUGAUGCGUAAAAAAAAAGAAGAAAAACCAAAAGUCUGCUUGCUCAACUAACGACCCGAAAAAACGACAAGGAACGCCGACAGUCCAUCGAAUCAAAAUUCAACCCGACUAUAUCGUAUAUCGCGUCUACGUCUUAACCGCAUUUUUAUCGACGAAACCGAUUCGCAAUUGUCGCCUUAUUUCCGUCGUCGACCCGCCAACUCUCACCAUUCGUAAUUUUAUCGAGAUUCUGAUGUUUGUGACAAAUUUUUCUUUUUUCUUUUCUUGAUUUUUUGACUCUUCUUCCUUUUGA
Aspergillus steynii IBT 23096 is the source of this 1829-nucleotide messenger RNA. RefSeq lists its product as uncharacterized. The transcript has a single exon. Bases 421 to 1548 code for a protein of 375 amino acids. The record is from RefSeq and is a predicted model, not a curated record. NCBI's taxonomy places the organism in Eukaryota, Fungi, Ascomycota, Eurotiomycetes, Eurotiales, Aspergillaceae.